AUGUCCGCACAACGAGUCCGCGUCGGCAGCGCCAAAGAUGUUGCCCAGGGCAAAAUGAAAGAAUUCACUUUCGCAGGUGAAGGCGACGACGCAGUCAAGGUUCUCGUCUCCAACGUUGGUGGUCAACUCCACGCUACUUCCGCUAAAUGCACUCAUUAUGGUGCUCCCCUUGCCAACGGUGUUCUCACUGGCGAUGGAAGGAUCAUUUGCCCUUGGCACGGUUCUUGUUUCCACGCCAAGAACGGCGAAAUCGAAGACGCCCCCGCUCUGGACAGCCUUCUUAGCCUCAAGCUCGAGGUGGAGGGUGAUGAUCUUUUUGUGACGGCUGAUGCGGAGAAGUUGAAGGGUAAGCCGGGUGUGGCUCCUAGCUGCAAGGGUGGUGCUAGUAGCGUGGGUAAGGGCAAGGGAGUUGUGGUUGUUGGAGGUGGUGCUGGCACGAUUAACUGUGUGGAGGAGCUUCGCAAGAGUGGUUACCAGGGUGCUAUUACUAUUGUUUCGAACGAACGCGCUAUUAUCGACCGUACUAAGCUCAGCAAGGCUCUGAUUGCCGAUGCUGACAAGGUCACUUGGCGUAGCAAGUCCCACCUCAACAACGUGUUGGGCGUUCAGUUGGUGAACUCGACCGUUACGAAAGUCGAUGCACAGAACAAAUCGGUUCUUCUCGAGAACGGAAACAAGCUCGAGUACGAGAAACUCGUUCUUGCUACAGGUGGUAUUCCCAAGCGUAUCCCCAUUCCUGGUUCUGACUUGAAGAACGUGCUUGUGCUGCGACAGAUCAGCGACACAAAAGCCAUCAACGAAGCCGUGGGCAACGAGGAAGGUGACGAAUCCAAGAAGAGCAAAAACGUCGUCGUCAUCGGUUCCAGCUUUAUCGGUAUGGAAGCUGCCAUCGCCCUUUCCAAGCGAGCCAACGUUUCUGUUAUUGGAAUGGAAAAAGUGCCCUUCGAGCGCGUUCUGGGCGCUGAAGUCGGUGAGGGUCUCAUGAAAGCUCAACUCAAGAACGGACUGAAAUUCCACAUGCAAGUUGGUGUAGAACGCAUCGAUGGAGACGAAUCCUCCGGUCCCAAAGCCGUCGUUAUCAAGACUAACGAGGGUAAAGAAGAAUCUAUCCCCGCUGACGUUGUAAUUCUCGGUGUCGGUAUCUCCCCCGCCACCAACUUCCUCAAAGAAUCCGGCUUUAACCUGGAAAAAGACGGCGGCAUUGCCGUUGACUCGAAACUGCGCGUCACCGGCCAUUCGGACAUCUUCGCUAUCGGCGAUAUCGCAGCUCACCCCACCCGUGGUUCCGACCGUACUAGGAUCGAACACUGGAACGUUGCUUCUAACCACGGCCGUGCCGUUGCUAAGAUCCUCGCCGGCAACGAGACCGAUUAUGACAAGGUGGCUAUCUUCUGGUCUGCCCUAGGCUCGCAGUUGAGGUACUGCGGUAGUGGUGGGCCCCAAUUCGACAGUGUCUAUGUGGAUGGUAAGCCGGAAGAGCUCAAGUUUGCUGCAUACUAUGCGAAGGGGGAUGAGGUGGUGGCGGUGGCUACGAUGGGUGUGGAUCCGUUGAUGGUUCAGUGCAGCGAGUUGAUCAGGAUUAGGGCUAUGCCAAAGUUGAGCGAGAUUAAGGGAGGCAAGAAUCCGUUGGACUUGGAUCUUUCGCAGAUUUCGGCAAAGAUCUAA
Messenger RNA from Ustilago hordei, 1665 nucleotides. RefSeq lists its product as uncharacterized. The transcript has a single exon. The record is from RefSeq and is a predicted model, not a curated record. Gene Ontology annotation, molecular function: oxidoreductase activity, acting on NAD(P)H; 2 iron, 2 sulfur cluster binding; flavin adenine dinucleotide binding. The coding region runs from base 1 to 1665 and encodes 554 amino acids. NCBI's taxonomy places the organism in Eukaryota, Fungi, Basidiomycota, Ustilaginomycetes, Ustilaginales, Ustilaginaceae. Gene Ontology annotation, cellular component: cytoplasm.